Molecule: messenger RNA, 1545 nt
Organism: Miniopterus natalensis
Lineage: Eukaryota; Metazoa; Chordata; Mammalia; Chiroptera; Miniopteridae
Source: RefSeq, a predicted model, not a curated record
AUGGAGUCCCCCUCAGGCCCUGGGCUCAGAGGGCGUGUCCCCUGGGUGGGGCUCCUGCUGGCUGUCUCACUCUUAACCUUCUGGAGCCCGCCCGCCGAGGCCCAACCCAGGGUUGAAUCAGUGCCGCCCAAUGCUGCCGAAGGGAAGGAUGUGCUUCUCCGAGUCCACAGUCUGCCCGGGAGUCUCAUAGGCUAUGCCUGGUACAAGGGGGAAAGUGAGGACAGCAACCGUAAAAUUGCAUCAUAUGUAAUAGGCACUCAAAUAGUUUCCCACGGACCUGCAUACAGCGGUCGAGAGACAAUAUACCCCAAUGGAUCCCUGCUGUUCCAGAAGGUCACCCUGAAUGACACAGGAAACUACACUGUACUUGCCAUAAAGAAAGGUUUUAAGAGUGAGGAAGGAACUGGACAGUUCCAUGUGUACGCGGUGUUACCCAAACCCCACAUCACAAGCAACAACUCCAACCCCGAGGAGCACAAGGACCCUGUCCUGUUAACGUGUGAACCUCAGACUCAGGGCACCACCUACCUGUGGUUCAUCAACAGUCAGAGUCUCCCGGACAGCACCAGGCUGCAGCUGUCCAAGGACAACAGGACUCUCACUUUACUCCGUGUCACAAGGAAUGACACAGGACCCUAUGAGUGUGAAACCCAGAACCCAGUGAGUGUCGGCCGCAGUGACCCAUUCACCCUGAAUGUUCUCUAUGGCCCGGCACCCUUCCACUUCCCCUCAGACUCCCAUUACCCACCAGCAAACCUCAGCCUCUCCUGCCAAGCGGCCUCUAACCCGCCUGCACACUAUUCUUGGUUUAUCACUGGGAGGCCCCAGCCACCCACACAGGAGCUCUUUGUCCCCAACAUCACUGUGAAUGAUAGUGGAUCCUAUACCUGCCUGGCCCGUAACAAUGUCACUGGCCUCAAUAGGACCACAGUCAAGACUGUCACAGUCUCUGAGCCCGUGGGAAAGCCCUCCAUCCGAGCCAGCAACACCACAGUCACAGCACAUAAGGACACUGUAGUCCUGACCUGCCUCACAGAUGACACUGGGAUCUCCAUCAGGUGGUUCUUCAGUAACCAGAGUCUCCUGCUCACAGAGAGGAUGAAUUUGUCCCGGGACAACAGCAUCCUCACCAUAGACCCCGUCAGGAGGGAGGACGCUGGGUAUUAUCAGUGUGAGGUCUUCAACCUUGUCAGUUUCAAGAAAAGUGACCCGCUCAGGCUGGAUGUGCAAUCAGAACAAGAGCGCACUUGCUGCUCUGAGGGGGCCAUUGCUGGCAUCGUGAUUGGGGUCCUGGUCGUGGUGGCGAUGGGGUCCUCCCUGGGGUGUUUCCUGUACCUGAGGAAGACCAAAAGGGUCAGUGACUCGAGUGGCCUCAGACAACACCCACCCCCAGCGUCCACCCCUGGCCAGGGUCCCUCUGGAACCUCCUCCUUCCCGGGACCCCUACCCGGCCCCAGGACAGCCAGCCCCAUCUACGAGGAAUUACUAGACAUUAACACAGACGUGUACUGCAGGAUCAACCCCAGGGCAGACGGGGCUUCUUAG